CUGUACUCUGCUCCGUCGCCAGUUAUGAGCUCCAGAACACUUUCUGCCGUGUUAAAGAAGAAGAUUCGCCUUCUUUGUCUCAAUGACUUUCCCUGUGGAAACGGCUCAUGGAGGAACACCAAAGACAGCAGCCCAGAGGGGCCAGACACCGAGUCCACCGACGCCCUGCUGGACCUGCUGAGGGGCCCUCAUUCACCGUGGCAGCAGGAUCCGGAAUCCUGGAGCCCUCAGGCUCCAUCCCUGAGACAACAGGCAGUGCUCACACCUGAGCGCCUGCACACUGACUGCAUUUACGACACUUUUAAAACUAUACGUAUCCUGGACAAAGGCGUUUCGGUGAUGGACAACGGUCUACUGAAGUUCUCAAAGCUGGAAGAGCUGGUGCUGAGCGCCAAUCUCAUUUCAGAAAUCCCUGUGGAGAACCUUCCAGAAACCUUAAAGGCAAAGGUUGGGGGAGAAGGUGCUGAGAUCUUGGAGCUACGUGCAAACCGGCUGUCCUCUUUGAGCAGCCUCACGCGGCUACCUCCGCCUCAGCUGCACUACCUCGGCCUCGGCUCAAACAGCCUGGGUUCCUGUGAAGAUGUUUCUCAUCUUACGGGAAUACACUGGCCAAAGCUCGUGUGUCUGGACCUCGGCGACUGCCAGUUUGAGGAGCAGCAGAGCUUGAUGGGGGCCUUGUGCACCCUGCCUUGCCUGAAGACACUGGUGCUGGAGGGAAACCCCAUUUCCCUUUCACCUGCAUAUCCAGGCUUCACUGUGGACAGUCUCCCACGGCUUGCUUGGCUAGACGGCUCAUGGAUCUCUCCCGAUGAGAGAUUUCAUUUCAGGGGCUUGGCCAAGAUGAGCGAUCUGAUAGUGGACUUGGCAUCAGCUACAGUAAGGGUGGGCAGAGUGAGGGGAAUCCCAGAUCCACUGAAAGGAAAGGCUUCUGACUUUCCAGUUGUCAGCUACAAAUAUUUUAUCACGUAUGGUUUCCUUCGUCAUUCACCUGAUGACACGGUAAAGUAUCCGCCUACAAUCGGUUGUCUCGUCCAAUCCGCUCUCUUAGGAAAGCUUGACAUUGAGUCUGGACCUGACACAGCAUCCACAGCACAGCUCACAGAGGACAGCGGCAGCGACACUGACCUGCCGUCUAACAAGAACUGUGAGAGACAGACGUCCACAACUGACGCUGGAGAAAUGGGGGUCAGCGCUGAGGGGACCUGCUCUGAUGAUGCACGCCUGUCACCGCAGAGCACGUCCAAAUUGAUAUGGUCCGAGUGCAUGGACUUCAAUUACACACAAACCAAUAUUGUUAGUUCUCUGAGAGAAUUAAAAAAAUUCCUCAAUCAAGGAUUUCAUGUCAGGCUUGAGGAGGAAAAGGUCUUGUCUUGGCCCGUGGAAAAAGAUGUUCAACCAUCAAAGGAGAACAAAGGAGGGAAGGGGAAGGAAGCUUCUAGUCCGGCCAAAUCUGCUCCCACCAAAGAGAAGUCCAAAGACAAAAAGUCGAAGUGCGUGCCAGAGCUGGUUCACGACCCCCCCACAAGAAGGGUUCUUGGCUCUGCACAUGUCCCACUGCAAAGCCUGGCCGAAGGCGGUCAGAAGGUCAGCGUCCUCUGUGACUUUGGUCCCCUGCAGACAGACUCUGAGGCUUUACCAAAACCUCACACGGAUUCGGGAAAGACUAAAAAAGAGGACAAAAAGAAGGAGGAGAAGAACAAUGGAGCAUUACAGAAAGCAUCUUCAAAAGGUAAAAGGAAAGGAAGUCAGCAACAGGACCUGGAUGUGACCCCCACGGGCAGCCCUGCUCCCGUCCAGCUGAACGCAGUGACUGUAGAGCUGAGCGUGGAGCUGGAGAAAUGGCAGUCGGCAUCUGAGGCGCACCUUUUAAUACAACCUAAACAAAGCCCCUAG
Molecule: messenger RNA, 1893 nt
Organism: Menidia menidia (Atlantic silverside)
Lineage: Eukaryota; Metazoa; Chordata; Actinopteri; Atheriniformes; Atherinopsidae
Source: the annotation of a GenBank genome assembly